AUGUCCCUUUUCGAACCAAACCCAGCAAACCUCCACACACUCAAAUCAACCCCCAAAACCAUCGUCAUAACAGGAGGCUCAUCAGGAAUCGGCCUCGCAACAGCCACCCUCCUCUCCUCCCUAAACCCAUCCCACAACCUCGUCCUCCUCGACCUCCAACCUCCACCCCCAACCUUCACCCACCCCCCAACCCACCUCUUCUACCACGAAUGCAACGUAACAUCCUGGCCCUCACAACGAGCCGCCUUCCACGCAGCCCACACGCGCUUCGGCCGCAUAGACGCCGUCUUCGUCAACGCCGGCAUAGCAGAACGCGGCGACCAAUUCUUCACCGACACACUCGAUUCCAGCGGCCAACUCGCGGAGCCCGACCACCGCACCCUCGCCAUCGACAUGGACGGCGCUUGCGCCACGACCAAACUCGCCAUCCACCACCUGCGCAAGAACGGCAACGACGGCGGGUCGAUUGUACUAACCGCCAGUUUGGCCGGCUAUCUCGCGUCGGCGGGGGCGCCCCUGUAUUCAGCAGCUAAGCACGGUGUUGUGGGUCUCAUGCGAGCGUUGAAGCAGGAAUGCGCAAAAGUCGGUAUUAGCAUCUCGGUUGUUGCGCCCGGUAUUACUGUUACGCCUAUCUUGACGGCUAAUAAUCGCGUUUUGGGUGCUGUGUCGCCGGAGAAAUAUGUCGAGCAGAUGCGGGAGGCGGGUGUUCCUAUUAAUACGGUGGAAUCGGUGGCGUUGGCUGUGUGUUGGUUGAUGGAUGAGGGGAACAAGGCGAAUGGCGCGGGAAUCUUUGUUCAAGCGGAUAGGUUUUCGGAUUUGGAGAGGGGGUUGGCGAGGAGUCGGGAGAAGUGGAUGGGGAGGGAGAUGUUGGAUUUGUUUAGGGGUGGGAGGACGGCGCCGUUGUUUGAGAGGUUGGGGGAGAAGGAGGGUGUUAAGGCGAAGAUUUGA
Messenger RNA from Pyrenophora tritici-repentis Pt-1C-BFP, 948 nucleotides. Lineage: Eukaryota; Fungi; Ascomycota; Dothideomycetes; Pleosporales; Pleosporaceae. The record is from RefSeq and is a predicted model, not a curated record.